Molecule: messenger RNA, 15849 nt
Organism: Portunus trituberculatus (swimming crab)
Lineage: Eukaryota; Metazoa; Arthropoda; Malacostraca; Decapoda; Portunidae
Product: pecanex-like protein 1
Biological process (GO): endoplasmic reticulum organization
Cellular component (GO): membrane; endoplasmic reticulum
Source: RefSeq, a predicted model, not a curated record
AACUAUAAAACAAACACCCAAAAACACAUUAUAACCGUACCAAAACCCCAAAAACCCAUAGUAACCCAUCUGAAAACUCUUACAACCCAGAAAACACCCAUUAAAAACCCUAAAAUACCACCAAAAACCCGAAUUUGAGGACCAUUGCAAGAGGCGUUCCAGGAAUGGCAGAAUAUGAUCCAUGGAGGAAGAGUUUACCAUGGCUGAGCGCGGGUGACCAUAAUAAUGUGAUAAACCGCCCCAGGAGCCUCGUGUAGCGUCCCCCUAGGCAAGGCAGGGAGGCAUGGGGUCGCAGAGUGUGGAGGUGCUGCGGCAGGGGAUCUGGGCGUCCAUUACAGGGGGCUGGUUUUAUGAUCCCCACCAAGAUGUGUUCUGUAAUACUUUCCAUCUCUAUCUCUGGCUUUACCUCGUGUGUGCGCCCUUCUUUAUCUACGUGUACUGUGGGUGGUGGGUGGCGGGAUGGCUGGUGCACCUGGCCCUGCUGUCGGUGGUGGCGGUGGGGAUCAAGGCCGUCAACCACCUGCUCCACCACACCUUUGACACCACCGACUGUCUGGAGGAGGAGAUGACACCACCGCCGCUGCCUCCAGGAGGCCCCCCCACCACCGCCGCCACCACCGCCGCCACUGCCACAGCCUCCGCCAGCCCGGCACACUACCAGGGCUCCUCGCAGCAGCAGAGGAGUCGUUCCUUUGAGGCGAUAGAGAUGCAGGUGGUGGGGGGCGGGCCGGCCAGUGGUGGGGGGGAGAGUGAGACCCCCCCGGUGGGAUGUAGUUCCCGAAAUUCUAUCAUGGAUGCCGGAGCACAACCCCCAGCUACAAUAGACCUGAAGGCAGAUGUGCAUCACAAGGACAGCUCUGGCAGUGAGGAGGGUAGCAAGUGUGAAGCUGCUGCCUCCGCCACAGCUGCCAGCACCCCAAGGGACUCUCAGGACACCGGCAGGGGCGACAAGAGAACUAGAGCGGAGAGUGGCGGCAGCAGCAGCGGUGUUGGGUCGGGGCCAUACGGAGGGGAGUAUGGCCUGUGUGUGUCGGACAUCAUGCUGGCUGGUGUGGCGGAGAUCACCGAGUCACUGAACCACCCCAUCAUUGCCAAACACUCGCAGUCAGUGGCGUGGUGCGGUGGUGGCUGUGGCGGCGCCUUGCAUGGCGGCAGCAGCAGCAGCAUUGGGGGCAGCGCAGGGCGGGGACACAAGCGACUGAGGCGGAUAGUGGCCUCUGCUGGGUCCAUCGCCACCGCCACCGCCUCCCUCUGUGACUCCCAUUCUGUGGAUAUUGUUUACUCUAAAAGUGCCAAAGGAGAGAAGGGGAGCAGUGUCCAUUACCGUCCCAGCCUGCACGGGGGGACGGGCUCCCUAGGGCUGGAGGGAGGCCCAGGGGGUGGAGGCUCUUCCUCAGCUGCCCCCUCCCCUCCCUCCUCCCUUCCCUCCGCUGCUGAACCCCCUUCACACCCAGUCAGCUUGGAGGUGAUCACCAGUGAUGAGGGAAGCAGCAGACGUCAUCAUCAUCGCCACCACCAUAGUCACCACCACAGUCACCACCACAACCGUCACCACCACACCAGUAACAGUAGCAGUAGUACCAACAUUCACAACCAGCAGCAGCAGCAGCAGCAGGCAGCAGCACCACCAGUGACAUCAGGGAGUGGUGGUGGUGGUGGUGGAGGAAGUCACCGCCACCGCCACCACCACUCAGGGCCGCCACAGCAGCACCACAGUCGCAAGCUGUCACUGGGGCCACCCUCCUGGGGCCUGGAGGCUGCCAAUAUCUCUGUCAUUGAGGAGAGAGCCAACAGUGCCAGUGCCGUCAUCACCACCUCCUCCAACUCCACCGCCACCACCACCACCCCCUCGCCCUGUGACCGCUCCCCAACUGCUACAUGCUGCACCGCUAACAGUGAUGGGGAGACUGACGAGGAGGGUCCCGCCAAGGGGUCCCACUCCCCCCUGCUCACCCGCCAUCAGAGCCUGGAGGGCAAGGGGUCCGGUGGGCGGCGGGCGCGGUCUGGGGCGGCCCGGUUGGCCCAACACGCCCAGCGUGGCCCCAGCCGUGCCUACCGACCGCUGGUGUUCCGCAGCAGCUCCGCCAUCACCUCAAAGUUUGGAGAACGGCCGCGGGUGGAGAGUGGGUGUAACGAGAUGUCCCGGGUGUGCACCCUCACCUUUGAGAACAUGUAUGCUGAUGAGGAGAGCAGCUCAGACACACUGAGCGCUGUCAAGCUGUCUAGCAGCUCUGACGAGACCCUCAGCAGCUUGGCAGACAGACUCAGCCUGCAGGGCGCCCUGGGCUGCGACACCGGUGGUGCCAACUGUGGGGUAUCCGGGGAGGCCAGCCCCGACCACUGUGGGGGCCCCGGUGGCGACGGGGAGCAGCGGGCCAGUCCCAGGGAAGAGGGGGGCACCAGGCCAGCCAGGAGCCCUGGGGAGGUGGCAGGAGGCCGGGGGGCAGAGAGCCGGUCCCCUAGCCCAGGCUUGGACUGGCUCUUCUUCCACAGUGACUCAGACUCAGAGUCUGCUGACGUGGUGCGGGCUGGCAGUGGACACCCACGCCGCCUGUCCUCGCACCAGCUGAGUGACGAUGACAGCUGGAACAUGAUCCGCUCCUCCCCCGAGAGCCCCAUGGAGGUGCCCACCCACUCCUCCUCUGCCACGCAGGGUGCCAUCCCCAAGAAGCGGCGGCAGGGCGUGGUGGUGGAGGAGGCGGGGGAGGGGGAGCGGUCGGGCGGGGAGGCCACGGUGACCAUGGAGGACCUGGUGCGGCGGCUGCUGGACAUCCUGAACAGCUCACUGCACGACCCACAGCAGUGCCACCGUGACAUUCAGAAGCUGGUGGUACUGAAGCAGCGGCUGGAGCAGGAGGGUGGCAUCGGUAGCACCGCCAAGGGUGCCUCGCUCAUCUCUGAGGCCCAGGCCAACGUGGCUGCCGGCGCUGCUGCUGCUGCUGCUGCUGCUGCUGGUGGCACCGGCAAUGGCACCGGCAGUGGCGGCGGCAGUGGUGGUGGUGGUGGCGGCGGCAGCAGCAAUGCUGACCCAGAGCAGCCGGCUGAGACACACCUGUACAGGAAGCCGGCAGUGCGGCGGCGGCGACACGUGGCGGGCAACAACACCUCCUCCUCCCCUCCCUCCAACCCCAGUGAACCCCCCCAGGACAUAUCCACCCUCCUCACCACCACCCUUACCACAGCCCUCCCCACCACCAGCCUCACCACCACCCACUCCUCCACACCACCACCAACACCAGCCACACCACCAUCACCACCAACACCAGCCACACAACCAUCACCACCACCAUCACCACCACCAAGAGGGCCCCGCGGGGGUGGGGGGGACAGCGGGGAUGAAGGUGGCAGCAGCCGGCCUCACAGAGGGCCUCCUCCAGACAAGAGACCUGAAGGCAGUAGCAGUGGUGGUGGCGGCGGCGGGGUGGGGCCAUGGAAUGUGUCCCCUGCAGAGGGUGUGCCGCCGCUGUCCCCCGGCACCCACCUGGCCUUCUCCCAUGAGGACACCAGCGACGGCGCGGUGCACUGCUUCCAGGAUGAGCAGGGCAACUGGCUCACUUACACCUUCAACGACCGCGGCGUCAGCACCGCCUCCACCGUGCCGCCUGCCACCGACGCCAGGGUGCUCAACAAGCUGAGGCGCUGUGGCGGCACCAACACCAGUGCUGGCACUGGCACUGGCACCGGCGGGGUCACCAGCAGCAGCGGCAGUGGUGGGGUUGGUGGCGGUGGGUCAGGCAGCCAGAGUAGAGGCGGCAGUGGUGGUGGCAGCAGUGGGGGGCCCAUGGGUGGCCUGGCACGGGAGGACAGCUCCCUCAGCAGCUCCUCCAUGUCCCUGUGCUCCGGCCUCACCAUCAUUCUGGACAACCACUUCCCUCCCACCUCCCUCCCCCUCUCCCCACCACUCUGGCCAGACUUUGUCAAGGCUCCAGCCUCUCAGGCAUCCCCGGUCUCUGAGGGCACCAGCGGUUCCAUGGCAGUAGCUCACAGGAGGGGCUCAUGCCCCCCAGUCUCCGGCGGGCGGGACCCAGAUCGGAGUGGCCUGGAGGGCGCCGGAGACCCCAACCCUCUCCCCAUCCCCAUCCCCCUGGUGGCUGUGGGGCCGCGGGGCGGGCGGGACCUGCCCCUGCUGUCUUCUGAGAUGCGGCACCACGUGCAGCUGCUGAGCAUUGGGGCGCCCCAUAACCCACUGCACCUCUUCACCAAUGCAUUCUUUGAGCGGCGGCGCUCCAGCAACCGCACCCGUGGCGUCAUCACAUCCGAGGUGAUGGACACCAUCAGCCUGCAGGGCCGCAGCCUGGACGUGGACCUUGCCCUGGCCUCCAGCAAGCUCAAGUUCCCCACACCGGCCCCCCAGACCCUCCACUACUACCGGCUGCGUCUGUGCGGCAAGACCUCUGUCAGGGUGCGCUUUGACCGGCUAUUUCUGCUGGCCCUGCUGGACCGCAACGUCACCGUGUGGGAGAACAUGGCCUGUGUGUUCCUGGCGGUGCUGGUGGGUGUGCUGGGCUGCCUAGUGCUGCAGCGGGACUUCUACCGGGAGCAGGACGUGCUGUUCUUCUGCUUGGUGAUGGGCAGCUGCCAGUACUCUCUCUUCAAAAGUGUGCAGCCCGACGCUGCCUCGCCCACGCACGGCUACAACCGUGUUGUGCUGUACAGCAGGUCGGUGUACUUUGUGCUGUGUUGCAGCCUCAUCCUGCUGCUGCAGCUUUACCUGGACAGCAGUGGGGAGCGGGUGCAGUUUGUGCUGUACGGCCUGGACUUCACCAACCCAGACCUGCUGCUGCAGUGCCGAGAUGUGCUGCUGCUGUUUGUGCUGUUCUUCCCGCUCAUCUUCAGCCUGGGCCUGCUUCCGCAGAUCAACACCUUCCUCAUGUACCUGCUGGAGCAGACGGACAUCCAUGUGUUCGGCGGCAACGCCACCACCAGCCUGGUGUCCGCCCUCUACUGCGUCGGCCGCUCCCUCCUCACUGUCCUCUUCCUGUUUGGCUUUGCCUAUGGCGGCCUGAGGGAGGAGGAGGCACAGACGCAGCACAUCCUGUACUCCAUCUUCUGUGGCCUGGCCGUGGCCUUCAGCUACCAUCUCAGCCGCUCCACCUCUGAUCCCACCACCCUGUGGCGCCUCAUCCAGCAGCACAUGUGGCCCGAGGAGCUGCGGCGGGAGGGGGGCUCUGACGCACCCCAGCCCCCCCAAGAGGCGGACGAGCUGACAGACCCGCUACCGGAGAAGCUGCGGGGCACGGUGCACUCCCGGCUGGUGCGCGCCAUUGCCUGCACCGCCACUGCCGUCCUCAUCUUUGCCAUCCACUCCAGUACCGUGUUCACCGUGCUGCUGGACGGGGACGGCCCUAACCUUUUCACUGGCCUGUGGAUCUUUGCCAGCCUGCUGGGCUUCCUCACGCACUAUGUGGUGCCGCAGUUGAGGAAGCAGCUGCCCUGGCUGUGCGUAGCCCACCCCGUGUGCCGCUCCCACGAGUACAGCCAGUUUGAGGUGUACGACGCCGCCAAGAUCAUGUGGUUUGAGCGGCUGUAUGUGUGGCUGUGCAUCCUGGAGAAGAACGUGGUGUACCCUCUGCUGUUCCUGUGUGCCUUAACCAAAGACGCCCCCAUCCUGGUGCGCAAGUUUGGGGUGAACGUGGGCACGCUGAUCACUGUGGUGUGCGGCGUCAAGUGCCUGCGCAGCGUGUACUCCCAGCCGCAGUUCCAGUACCUCACGCUGGCCUUCGCCAAGCUGUUCUUUACCUGGGACUUCAAGGGCAAGUCGGAGACCUUCAUUGUGGACUACUUUGUGAUGGGCGUCAUCUUCACCCGCGUGUACGAGUUCCUCCUCAAGAUGAAGUUCAUCGUCACCUACAUCGCCCCCUGGCAGAUCACCUGGGGCUCCGCCUUUCACGCCUUCGCCCAGCCCUUCAGCGUGCCACACUCUGCCAUGCUGUUCGUGCAGGCCGCCGUCUCCGCCAUCCUCUCCACCCCGCUCAACCCUAUCCUGGGGUCGGCCAUCUUCAUCACCUCCUACAUCCGCCCCAUCAAGUUCUGGGAGAGGGACUACAACACCAAGCGGGUGGACCACUCCAACACCCGCCUCUCCUCACACCUGGAGCGUAACCCUGGCUCCGAUGACAACAACCUCAACUCCAUCUUCUACGAGCACCUCACCCGCUCUCUCCAGCACUCCCUCUGUGGCGACCUCAUGCUGGGGCGGUGGGGCGUGGUGGGCCAGGGGGACUGCUUCGUGCUGGCGUCAGACUACCUCAACUGCCUGGUGCACGUCAUCGAGCUGGGCAACGGCCUGGUCACCUUCCAGAUGCGUGGCCUUGAGUUCCGCGGCACCUACUGCCAGCAGCGCGAAGUGGAGGCCAUCUCGGAGGGUGUGGAGGAGGACGCAGGUUGCUGCUGCUGUGAGCCGGGCCACCUGCCUCACCUGCUGAGUGCCAACGCGGCCUUCAACCAGCGGUGGCUGGCCUGGGAGGUUACAGCCACAAAGUACGUCCUUGAGGGUUACUCCAUCUCAGACAACUCCGCCGCCUCAAUGCUCCAGAUAUUUGAACUCCGCAAGAUUCUCAUUACCUACUACGUGAAGAGCAUCAUCUUCUACACAGUGAGGUCAAGCCGUCUGCGGGAGUGGCUGCAGAAGGCGGAGAUCGACGCCUCGUUGGCCCACACACGGGACAAGAAGUUUGUGGACCUGGACCCAAUGUUUAACCUCAACAUUGACGAGGAUUAUGACUUUAAGGAGUCCGGCAUCACUCGCAACAGCUUCUGCAACGUGUACCAUGAGUGGGUGGUGUACUGCGUUUCCAGGAGGGAGAGCGAGAACCCGGAGGAGAGGGAGGAGCCGUUGGAGAGUGGAAGGGAGUCACAGCUCAUCUCCCUUUGUCUGGCACUCAGUCUAUUAGGGAGACGCGCUUUAUGGGCUGCCUCGCACAACGCCAUGUCAAGUGUGGAGUUCUUUCUUCACGGCCUGCACACACUCUUCAAGGGCGACUUCCGUAUCACCUCCAUGCGUGACGAGUGGGUGUUCUCGGACAUGGAGCUGCUGAGGAAGGUGGUGGCGCCUGGAGUAAGGAUGAGUCUUAAGCUGCACCAGGACCACUUCAUGCUACCUGAUGAAUACGACAACCAUGAGUCUUUGUACAAUGCCAUCCUGGAGCACGAGUCACAGCUGGUCAUCUCCCACGAAGGCGACCCAACUUGGCGUAACGCUGUGCUGUCCGGCAAGCCCUCCCUCCUCGCCCUCAGGCAUGUGAUGGAUGAUGGUGCGGAUGAGUAUAAGAUUAUUAUGCUCAACAAACGCCACCUGUCCUUUCGAGUGAUCAAGGUGAACCGGGAGUGUGUGCGGGGCCUGUGGGCGGGGCAGCAGCAGGAGCUUGUGUACCUACGCAACCGGAACCCUGAGAGAGGCUCCAUCCAGAAUGCCAAGCAGGCCCUUCGGAACAUCAUCAACUCCUCGUGCGACCAGCCCAUCGGUUACCCCAUCUAUGUGUCGCCGCUCACCACCUCCUACAGCAACACCAAUGAGCAGAUCAGUGCCAUCUGUGGCCGCCCCAUCAGCCUCACCCUCAUCAAGGAGACGCUCAUUGGGGUGUGGAAGAGGGUGCGGCAGCGGUGCGGCGAGGGUUGUUCCAGCGGAAGUUCUGGCCUGAAUGACGAGUGCAGCCGAGCUGCUGAACCACACCACCCCAACAUUCCCCUCCACCAGGUGCUGACCACGGUGCCGGCCAGCCUGGGGUCCGGGGGCAGCCAGGAUGGCUCACAGGUGGGCGGCCUUAGCCUGGUGACGGCAACGGGCAGCCUGGGGCAUGGCAGCCUGGGGCGGGGUGGCUCUUUAUCACGGGGCUCCCUACAGGCCAACCGGGGCUCCAUCGUGAGCGACGUGUCCUCCCUGGUGGGUGGCCGUGCCAAUAAGCAGUCCACCUCCACCCUGGCCAGCAUGGCCGGCCUGCUGUGGGACACCACCACCAGCCUGGGCCGCCUGGACCCCCGGGACCGUGACGGCCUGAGUGAGGGCUCUGCCAGCAGCAAGGACCGGGAGUGGAGUGGCCGAGAGCCGUCCCUGCAUGGGGGGCGGGACGGGGGGUCCAUCCACAGCGGACGGGAAGGCUCCCUCCACAGUGGUCGGGAGCCGUCCCUGCACAGCGGCAGAGAGCCUUCCCUCCACAGCAUGCGUGAGUCUUCCCUCCACAGUGGUAGGGACCCCUCCCUCCACGGCACACGGGAGUCCUUCCACAGUGGACGGGAGACCUCCCUGCCUGGGGGCCGGGAGGGGUCCCUGCCCGGUGGGGAGAAGAGAACAUCCCGCCAGGGUCUUCCCUCUGGCAGCCGCAGCACUCCAUCCUCCUCCCUGUCCACCCCUGCCCGGGAUGUGGCCCCCACCGUGCUUCCCGGCCCCAGGGAGACUCACGUGCGGGACACCGCCUGGGACAGUGCUGGCCCCAGGGAGGACUGCACCACCCUGCAGGAGGACCCUGAGGAAAAGUUCACUACGCCGCCCCCGCCAGACAGACACAUCCAGCGUGUCAGGAUCAUUGACGCCAACCAGGUUUACGACACUCUCAACCUUGGCCGCCGCAUUGAUGUGCUGUGGCCGGAUGAGGGGAUGAGGAAGCGCGGCGGCCGGAGCUUCUGGGGCCACUGGGUACCAGUGGAGGGCAUGGAGGGUCCCGUGGUGCAUACCUGGACCCCGCACCACCCCGACCCACGCUUCCGCUCCCACGUGGACCGCUCCAUCCUGUUGGUACAGGUAGACGACAAGUUUGUGCCCGUGGCCCAGGGAGCCGUGCAGGACCUGGGGGCCGAGGUGUAGCUGCCACCGUUGCCGCCGCUGCCACUGCUGGGUUGCCGUUUUAUACAUAGCCAAGGUCCCGUGUGUCCCGUGUUUUGUGGGACGCUCGCAGGACGUUCCUGUUUUAUACUAGUUGAUAAUUUUUCACAUGGCUUAUUUGAUUUGUGCAUCCUGUGAUGGAAGAGUGAGUUUGUCCUCAGCUUGUGAUGGAGGCUCCACCCUUGGCUCACAUUUGUAAGACUAAACACUCACAGAAAGCAUCAAGCCGGCCAGGCACUGGCUGGUGUGUGUGGGAGGCAGUGUGUGGUGCCAGUGUGAGCCGUCACAGUGGGGCCACAGGGAAGUGUGUGUGCCCUGAGCGGCUCAUCUGCUGGUGGCUCCCCCCACAUCGCCUGUCACCACCUGUCCUCCCCUCGGGGCGAGGACGGGGCAGAACAAAUCACAAGUUUCUCAGCCCUGUACUUCAUGUGCUUCCGUGUGUAAUAUAAUUUUUCUAUUUGCAACAAUACAAAGCAGGUCAGUUCUGGAGAAAUUUGGUUUAGGCGAGACUUGAAACCAGUACACGCUAGGCUGCCUCGUCCCUCACCGGCCAAACGACUCCUUAGUAGUGUAGCUUGCACAAAGGGACACACACACACACACACACACACACACACACACACACACACACACACACACACACACACACACACACACACACACACACACACACACACACACACACACACACACACACACACACACACACCCUACCCUCAGAUUUUCUCAUAAGCUCUUUGUACUUAAGGCAAGGCAAGUCAGUUGCAGUAUGGAAGGACAGACCAAGGCUUAUUCUUGUCUCCACAGCCCUGCGUGGGGGAAGUAGUCCGUUCAUUGCAAUCCCCCGGGGUAUCUAGAGUGAAGGCAGGGGUGUGACGCAACCACUGCCCCACGCACACACACACACACACGCACAAUGCAGUGGUGGUUGUGGUGGUGGUGGUGGCAGUGGCCAUUUUCCUAACCCACCUUGAGAUAUUAGGAGUUGUUAUCCUGUUGAUCUUGAGAAGUACUUAGCUGAGGAUGGUGUAAGGUAGUUCCCCCUUCCUCCUCCUUUGGUCCUCCUCGCCUCCUUGCCUCCCUUUAGCUGGAGGGACGGUGCCAUUUUUCCAGACUCAAACCUUGUCAUUCCAUUGUUUUUGUGUUCAAGGGCCCAGUAACUCAUCUGCCAGUGUGAGUGUGGCCUGGGCGCUGCUGGUGGUUGAGGUGACUGCCAACUCCUGUAUCCAAACGGAGGAGUGGACGUGUCUCAUCUCUGUUUGGCGUGUUUUUUUAUUAUUAUUAUUGUUGUCUUUUUUUCCCUCGCUGCGUCUGUUUGGUGAUGUGAAGUGAAGAUGCGAUGAGCUUAUUUUUUUGUGUUUUUUGUGUCUGUUUGAGCUGGCUUUUAUUGUUGUUAUUAUUAUUUUCCUCGUACGUAUGUGUAUGUGUGUGUGUGUGUGUGUGUGUGCCUGCAGGUUACAAAUUGAGCAGGUAGAUUUGGGAGAUGGUGUGUGUGUGUGUGUGUGUGUAUGUGAGUGUAUGUGUGUUUUACAAGGAAGUUUGUUUUUAGCAUUGAAUGUUUGUGUGUGGUGGUGAUGUAGCGUCUCAUUCAAGGUGGAGUGAGUGUCUUGCUGCAUCGGAUCGCUUUUAUUUUCCCUGUGAUGUUGUGAGAGAGAAAGAGAGAGAGAUAGCCAAGAGAUACUGUUUUUAAAGUGGUCAGAUGAAGUGCUUCAAGUUCUCAGGUUUUAUUUAAUUUCCACAAGUCGAAUUGGAAAUUGAAACAAUAAAAGAAAAAACUAAUAACAAUGAGACAUCCCUUUUAUAUAUUAUCUGACAGAAAGUAUGAAGUAUUACGGCAGAAAGUUUGUCAGAAAGUCUCUGUAUUUUGAGGUGUACGUGUGUGUUUUUAUCCAAGGUUCCUCUGUAUUUAGCAUUGGGUGGCUGACUUCACAACACCAGUAUGUCAGGAGGGUAAGAGUUGUCAGGAGAGCUUAGUGUGCCGCUGAGAUCACCAUGUCUGUGCUGAGUGGCAGAGCUGCGUCCAUUGCCUUUGUAUUCCUGUCAUAUCGUAAAUGUUAUCCAUGUGGUGAGUGUGUGUACGUGUGUAUGUAUGUAUGUGUGUGUUUAUGAAGGAAAUCCUGUUAUCAUCAGUAGGAUACGAUCUUUUUAUUAUUUUAUUUUAUUUUAGGAUAUUUUUCUCAGGGGAUGUGUUAUUAAGUGUGUUUGAACGCAAAUUAGUGAAGAACUAGUGAAACCUUGCGGUGAAGGACUAACAGUGCUGGCCAAACAUUGCACUGCUUCACUUCAAUUCAGCUUAUGCCUCAACUAAUUUACUCAGUUGUGUGUGUGCGUCAGUGUGUGUGUGUGUUUGUUGAGGUGAAGAGAAGCCAUGAAGUAAGGACAACAGUAUUAAGCCAGGGCCAGAAGAAGAAGCCAGCUCUCAACGUUUGCCUUGCUGCUUCCACUUGACUCCCGCGUUACAUGUGAAGCGAGACGUCAUUGUCGUCCUCAAAUAGUUCAAUAUUUUCCUACCGAAUGAAGAGCUGUGAUUGAAGAACACUAUGAGCCAUUCUUUCACCUGCUGGAUAAAAGUUGUGCUGUGCAACGGUCGUGUAUAAAAGGCAUUACACAUUAGCAAUCACUUCAGGAGACUGUCGGGCGAGUGGAUCUCAAGUGUGGGGGCUUUCAGAAGCAGGCGUUUCAGAGGCGAGGGCGUGAUGUGUUCAUGGCCCCACCGCUCCUGGAGGGGUUUAGGGUGAGAGAAGAUAGCACUCUGUAGCAGAGAAUUUUUAAUAGUUCGUAGCUUACGGCUUCUUUGCUCUACACUUAGUGGUGAGUCCUCUCGUCCUCUUUUCUGUGCAAUAUCGUCCCUUCCUCCUGCAGCAUUUCUCACCGGAGUGAUGGUGUCUAGUGGCGGGCGUGGGGAGGGCCACUGCACUGUGCCAGGGAGGGAGGGAGGGAGGGUGGGCAGUGGUCCUUGGUGAGUUGGGGUGCAUUGCAGUGUUCCUUGCCUGCCCAGGUUGUAGAGCCACACGGUGGGUCCCUCGCCGCCCCGUGCCGGCGCAGGGAACACCUUCAUCCUAGCGUUUUGUUCUCCUUAGUCUUGUUUAUUCAGAAUAUGGAAUGUUUGUAUACAAAUAAGGGAUAUUCCAUAUUUUCAUUUAGAAGCACAUUUACCUAAGCAGUUAUACAUGCAUACACAUAAUAUUAAGCACUCUCAUGCUCUAGCAGACUUGCAUAAACACUAGGCUAUGUACAAACAUUCAGGUGAGGGUGACGGCCAACAGAGCUGAUCUUAGCUUCUAGUUGUUUCUUGUUAUAUAGUAGCUGCUUGGAGACAGGAAGAAGUAGUGUUACAUUGGUGCUUUGAUACUGCACAGGGAGGUGUGUGCGUGCGUGCGUGUGUGUACGUGUGUGCCUGUGUUUGUUUAUGAGCAAAAAAUGGAUGUAAGAUGUAAAGUUUCCCAACAGAUUAUUUUACCUAAUGUUUGAAGACGCCGUGUGUGAUGAGGUGCUAGUGCGGUAGGGGGCAGUGGGGACGCCUCCUGGGACCCUCGCUGCGAUGACCCGGUGGUGUGGGGGCGGCUGGCUCACCUCACCGCCCGUCAGACACAAACUGACCUGUGGUGAAGCCCGAGCGGUGGUCAAGCGUAACGUGGUGUAACCAAGCUUGACCCACCACCGCCGCCCCCCACACUGACACGACCCGUUUUGUAACCCGACAUUUGUGAGAAGAAGUAUUUAUUGGGCGUGUGCAUGAGUGAAUGUGGUAGACUUUCUCUAUGAGUUACUGUGAUAACAAAACAAUGAGGUGGUUAGAGGGCGUGAGAGCUGCCACAGUGUUCCUUUCCUUCACUCCUCAUUUGGUGUUUUUAUGUGAUAUCAAUCCCUGUUGUGCUGGAGCCCUGACUCGUGCACUCUUGUUGUUAUUAUCUUUAUCAUUAUUACUAUUGACAUUACUAUGUACAUUAUUAUUACUAUUAUUAUUAUUAUUAUUAUUAUUAUUAUUAUUAUUAUUAUUAUUAUUAUUAUUAUUGUUAUUAUUAUUACUACUGAGUUCUCAAGCUUUUGUCAUAUGAUUCCUGUGAGUGGUGGAUGCAUUGUCAUACUUUUUGCUCCUCUUCUCAAAUUAUAUAUGUUUUUUUUCCUCUUAAGUUAUCGAUAUAAUUUUCCUGUUUUCUUGAGUUAUAGAUUUACCUUCCUGUGUUAGAGAUCCAUGUUUGUCUCUUCCUGGGUUCUACAUCUACUAAUCCUUAGCUUCUUGGCCACACCAGUGUUCUCGAUGCACUCACAGAUACUCUGGGCUGGUGAGUUGGGACAUGUUAUGGGGGACUGUCAUUGCCUUCUACUCUCACUGACUGUUGUGUGCUUCCCUGCCUUAGAAUGUACUGUAAAUUUGCCUAUACCCACCAAAACUGCGAUCAUUUGUAAGGUACCAGUUUAUUUGUACUACUUGGUAUCUUAUUGCAUGGAUUUGAGUAGUGAGGGAUUGUGGUGGUGAAAGAGAUAUAGGAUGGAGAACCUGGUCUUUAUUUCUCUGUAUGUUUCGACAGAUGACUCACUGUUGUAAUGUUAGAGAAGCAAUGAUGUCCUGCUUCAUUCUGUACUUCCUCACCACCACAAUCCACUCACUUAUAAAGAGAGAAACGGUGAAUUUGCCACAUGCUUUGAGAUAAGACAGGGAUGUGGAGGCCAGUCAGUGAGUGAGGAUGUGAGGUAGUGGCAGUUUAGAGUGACUGGGUUCCUUCACCAGACUGUGUGGCGGAGUGCUGUGUGUUGUGCAUCUCCCUGACACAGACACAGAGGUUAAACACUUGCAAGGCUACUGCUAAUGCUCCUCCCUGGCCUAAGAUGUGUUCAUUUAUAGCAAACACACACACACACACACACACACACACACACACACACACACACACACACACACACACACACACACACACACACACACACACACACACACACACACACACACACACACACACACACACACACACACACACAGAGUAAAGCAUUUGGCCUUCACUAGGUGCUAUCAAGAGGCCAAGAAACACACACACACACACACACACACACACACACACACACACACACACACACACACACACACAGACAGACAGACAGACAGACAGACAGACACACACACACACACACACACACACACACACACACACACACACACACACACACACACACACACACACACUAGGGGGGCCAGUUGUGCUUCAUGAGAGAAAUUUUCUUCUUUUCUCUUUAAUUUUCAUUGAGUAUCCAUUUUAUUUUAUAUUUUACCUUUCAUAAGUUAAUUCUCAUUCAUGUGUGAGUGUAUGAAAGAGAGAGAGAGAGAGAGAGAGAGUGUGGUGUGGUGCGGUAAUGGUGGUGUGGCUUUGGGAGUGUGGACUUUGUGGUGUUUUAGUGCAGUGUGGCUGUGGUGGGGCCAGGCAUGUCUAGAUCCCCUCCCCCCCUCCCCUCCUUUCAGAGCAUUAACAUGUGAAUCAGUAACUUAUUGUAAUGUUCCGGUGUCUUACUUUCAAACACGUCAAGAGAGAGAGAGAGAGAGAAAGAGAUAAUUAGUUUGGCCGUGUUAAGGUUUACGGUACAUUUAUUAUUUUGGGUUGUGAGAUUGAUAGUGUUUCUCGGUAUUGUACAUAAGAGUUCUAUGAUGGAAGGUGUAACACUGUAGCUGGUAUGGACUUGUAUGGACUUGAUUGAGAGUCUGGAAUCAGCCAAACAUAGCCGAUAAAAGAGUAACAGAGAAAUUUAUUGUUGUGCCGAAUCACUUUCCACCGUCAGUUCCAAAAUGUUCACGACGUCUUAACGCAACAAAAUCAUGUAGUACCUGCCUUAGUUAUUGUUUAUAUACACUCAGGAAAUUAACAGCAACAGUCAUUCUCGUGUUAUAAGACUCAUUGUAAACUUGCAGUAUAAGGGAAGUUACUCCAACAUACCCAUUGUAUUAACUGUGCUGGGAUGACGCUAGAGAAUUAAUGAUGGAAUAUAACUUGGGUACCACAACUCCACACGACAGACAGACAGACAUAGCAUUCUUGUCCUGGCUGUGGUGGUGUAGCUUUUGAUUAUUUUGCUGCUUUGGUUGUGCCAUUAAAAAAAAGACUUAACAUAAGAACACAAGGGAAGGUGCCAGGAGCCAUUGGGCCUACGUGUGGCAGUCUCUCCCUUAACGCACCAGCCAUACUAACGUGUAAAGAUAGUAUAACACCUCAAACACUGGAAAGGGAACAUGGAAGAGUGUGUUUUGUGCUUCAUAUAUGUUUCGUCAUGUGACUCGAUGCCUUCACACACAAGCACACACACUCACAAUGUUCCAAUGAUGUACCAACGAAGGUUCAUGUUAUUGCACUAACUCUCAUCUCUGACAGUACAGUUGUGGCCAGGAGUCAUGUUAGCCUGCCACACCUCUGCCACUACCAUGCUGUGUCUCAUCCCUCACUGGUCUGGUAAUGGAAUGUCAGGUGUCAUGAGAUGGCCGGCAGACCACAACCUUAGGACGGAGACACAGCAGUGGAGGUGGCAAGGUGGCAAGAGUUCCUACCUGUGCCAUGUCCUUCCUCAGUCCUCAGUGACCUGGUAACAACUCUGGUUUGAUGAGGUUGGUGGCAGGACAUGGGGGAGUUAAGAGUGUGUGAGGCUACAUAAUUCCUGGUCCCAACUGCACAUACCUAGAGGAGGUGUGUUUGGAUUCCUGCCCCCCCUGACCACCUCACUGGCACACUCAGCCCCCUCCCACUGCCCUACCCCGUCAGGUAAAGGGUAGACUCUAGGCCUUAUAAACUUGAUGUGGAGGGAGCCAGGUUAGCUCAUUAUUAUUAUCCUUUUUUUUUUCUGGUGUUGUUGACAGAAUGUUUUAGAAAAGCCUCACCCAGAGUAAUAUAUUGUUGGUGUUGAGUGUAUAUAAUAUGUACAUAAGGUUGUGUAUAUAGUGUAUAUUACAGAAAAUCAAAUGGAGGGAUGUAUGGUUAUUUAACUAUCAUUACUAUUAUAAUGUUAUAGAUUCAAAGCUCCUUACUUUUUCAUACAAUAAAAUGAAGAAUGGA